AGAAGAAUUUCUCUCGCGCAGAACUCUGGGUAGGGCAUUCCAUUGUCCGCCAUAUUGUUUCAGCGUCCUGUUUGUAGGAUAGAGGGGAGAUGAAGGGGAUUCGGGGAAUAAGUCAGCUAUCGACAAGGCUUUACGCAGCCCAUGCUGCCCGUAAGGUGGAUGUCACUACGGAGCACGUCAAGUUCCAUCCGCAGGAGGUGCAGGUGACCAAACUUCCCAGCGGCCUGGUGAUAGCCUCGUUGGAAAACUACUCCCCAGCUUCCAGGAUCGGUGUGUUUGUGAAGGCUGGCUGUCGCUAUGAGUCCCUGGAGAACCAGGGAGUCACCCAUCUGCUCCGCCUGGCUGCCAACCUGACUACCAAAGGUGCCUCAGCCUUCCGGAUCUGUCGUGGUGUGGAGGCAGUAGGAGGCAGCCUUGGUGUGACAUCAUCCAGAGAGAACAUGAUGUAUUCAGUGGACUGUCUCAGAGACCACAUUGACACAGUGAUGGAGUACCUGAUCAAUGUGACCACAGCUCCAGAGUUCAGACCGUGGGAGGUGUCCGAUCUUACACCCAGAGUUAGGGUGGACAAAGCCUUGGCCGCUCAGAAUCCCCAAGUUGGUGUGAUUGAGGCUCUACAUGAGGCUGCUUACAAGAACGCCCUGUCCAACUCCCUCUUCUGCCCAGACUACAUGGUCGGCCAUGUUAACGCUGACCAUAUGCACAAUUUUAUUGAAAAUAAUUUCACCAGUGCAAGAAUGGCUCUGGUUGGGCUUGGAGUGGACCACAGAGUGCUGAAGCAGGUGGGAGAGCAGUUCCUCAACAUUCGCAGUGGGGUGGGUGCUACAGGGUCCAAGGCUCAGUACCGCGGCGGUGAGGUGCGGGAGCAUAAUGGGUCCAGCCUGGUGCACUCUGCUGUGGUUUCUGAGGGAGCAGCGGUGGGCACAGAUGAGGCCAUGGCCUUCUCUGUACUACAGCACAUCCUGGGGGCAGGGCCACACAUCAAGAGAGGUUCUAACUCCACCUCCAAACUCACUCAGGGCAUCGCAAAGGCUACUGCAGACCCCUUUGAUGCCUCUGCUUUUAAUGCCAACUACUCUGACUCUGGCCUGUUUGGAAUCUACACCAUCUCCCAGUCUGCAGCAGCUGGUGAUGUGAUCAAUGCAGCCAUUGGCCAGGUGAAGGCUGCUGCCGGGGGGGUCUCAGAGGCCGACUUGACCUGUGCCAAGACCCAGCUGAAGGCUGAGUACCUGAUGUCACUGGAAAGCUCAGAGGGUUUGUUAGACGCCAUGGGUUCACAGGCUCUGGCCGGAGGGACCUACCACACCCCAGAAGCUGUGUUACAGAAGAUUGACUCUGUCUCUGCAACUAGUGUAGCCAACGCUGCAAAAAAGUUUGUGUUGGGCAAGAAAUCCAUGGCUUCCAGUGGAAACCUCAUCAAGACACCCUUUGUUGAUGAGAUCUAAAACCUUCCAACGGUCUGCCUAUUGAUUUGAAUACCCACCUGACCAUUCAAAACAAAAUACAGAGUAAUCGGUCAGUGUUCUCACAGCAAUAUUUAUAGUUGUUCCUAUGUUAUGUGGAUCAUCAAUGGUCAUUCAAGAAAUAAAUUCUACACUUUCCAUUUCCUGAACUGUAUAGCUGAUGUAAAUGAAUUAAAAGGAUGUCUACUUAAAUAUC
This is a messenger RNA of Esox lucius (northern pike), 1659 nucleotides long. It is a transcript of the gene uqcrc2b, whose product is annotated as cytochrome b-c1 complex subunit 2, mitochondrial. Gene Ontology annotation, cellular component: mitochondrion. The record is from RefSeq and is a predicted model, not a curated record. Gene Ontology annotation, molecular function: metal ion binding. The coding region runs from base 90 to 1445 and encodes 451 amino acids. Lineage: Eukaryota; Metazoa; Chordata; Actinopteri; Esociformes; Esocidae. The transcript has 14 exons.